AUGCCAAAGGAUCUCGUGAUUAAUAUGCCCACAGACAUGCGAAAUCAAGAAGGCCAUUUCUCUACAUUUGACCUUGAUUACACUCCACCAAAGCCAGGGGGAAUUACAUCUUUCACCGUUGAUAUCCCUACACCAAGCCGCAUCCCAAACGAACCACGCCCUCCUCCAAGAUGGAAAACUCCAGAAUUUAUCUUCUAUUAUGUGGUCGCUUUAUUUGCGAUCCCUCUUAUGGUAUGGGUACCUAUCCACUUGAGUUCACCUUCACAUCCAAAUUACCCAUACUAUCACCACAGAUUGUCACCAGGCUGGAUGUUUGGACGCGAAGUUGAUAACAGUGAUACCCAGUAUCGGUCAUUUCGCAACAACAUACUUUCACUCUCAUUCCUUGUCCUGAUCUUCAUCGCUCUCAAAUACAUAUACACACGGUCUGCACUGCGCUCUGCCCCAAGUAUGCCCGCAGAUAAGCUUUACUUGAUUCCGUUUUUCCUCACAUUCUCUGCCCUGUACCUUACUGGCCUCCACGGGACGAGCAUCUUCAAGAUUUUGUUCAUCCUGACGGCCAAUUACUGGAUUGCUAAGACAUCCAGAGGGUCGCGCAUGGGACCACUGCUGACCUGGAUUUUUAACGUUUUAAUCUUAUUUGCCAAUGAGAUAUAUAGCGGAUAUCGGUACGCCAGUUUCCAUCCUUCAUUAGAAGUUUUGGAUACUUUCCAAGGCAUUUAUCCGCGUUGGCACAUAAGCUUCAAUAUCACUAUGCUGAGAUUGAUAUCAUUCAACAUGGAUUACUAUUGGGCCUGUAAUUCUUGCGGAGGAGAGAACUUGAAUUCUGCUUCUACAGAAAAGCAGAGAGCCAAUACGCCACUCCCUUUAGAAGACUAUACGUAUCGGAGCUACAUCACUUACGUCCUCUACCCUCCGCUCUACAUCGCUGGCCCUAUUCUGACAUUCAAUAAUUUCAUGUGGCAGCUGCGCUGCCCUAUAAAUAUUCCCAUGCGGGUCCAAAGUUGUUACUUGGUUCGUUUCCUUGUUAGUCUCCUGAUCAUGGAGUCCAUACUACACUAUAUGUAUGUUGUGGCCAUCAAAGAUACUAAGGCUUGGCAAGGCUAUACACCACUGGAGCUGAGUAUGAUUGGGUUUUGGAGUCUCGUCAUUGUUUGGUUUAAACUGCUUUUGCCAUGGCGGUUUUUCCGUCUCUGGUCUUUGGCAAGCGGUAUCGAUCCACCUGAAAACAUGAUACGGUGCAUGGUCAAUAAUUACUCUACUCUUGGAUUUUGGCGAAGUUGGCAUCGGUCUUACAAUCUCUGGAUUGUCCGAUACAUCUACAUUCCACUCGGGGGUACAAAGAACGUUGCACUGACAACCGCGCUUGUUUUCUCAUUUGUCGCACUCUGGCAUGAUCUCUCUUUUCGCUUGCUUGCGUGGGGAUGGCUCAUCAGUUUUUUCAUCUUACCUGAACUGCUUGCGAGGUAUCUUCUCCCUCAAACAAAGUACGGGCAAUUUUCAUGGUAUCGUCAUGUCUGCGCAAUCGGAGGCGUACUCAACAUGAUAAUGAUGGUUUCUGCGAACCUUGUUGGAUUUGUGAUCGGUAUGGACGGGAUAAUGUAUAUGGCCAGCCAGAUAGCGGGAACGUGGCAAGGAUUCCGUUUUUUGCUCGCGGCAAUCUGCAUUAUCUUCGUGGGAGUGCAGCUUAUGUUUGAGUACCGAGAAGAAGAGAUGCGAAGAGGUAUUUACCGAAGAUGUUGA
This is a messenger RNA of Suillus subaureus, 1743 nucleotides long. RefSeq names its product MBOAT-domain-containing protein. Gene Ontology annotation, cellular component: endoplasmic reticulum. Bases 1 to 1743 code for a protein of 580 amino acids. Lineage: Eukaryota; Fungi; Basidiomycota; Agaricomycetes; Boletales; Suillaceae. The transcript is spliced from 11 exons. The record is from RefSeq and is a predicted model, not a curated record. Gene Ontology annotation, biological process: GPI anchor biosynthetic process.